Messenger RNA from Oryzias latipes (Japanese medaka), 2482 nucleotides. It is a transcript of the gene b4galnt1a, whose product is annotated as beta-1,4-N-acetyl-galactosaminyl transferase 1a. NCBI's taxonomy places the organism in Eukaryota, Metazoa, Chordata, Actinopteri, Beloniformes, Adrianichthyidae. Gene Ontology annotation, biological process: ganglioside biosynthetic process. The record is from RefSeq and is a predicted model, not a curated record. Gene Ontology annotation, molecular function: acetylgalactosaminyltransferase activity. Gene Ontology annotation, cellular component: Golgi membrane.
CUCGGAAGCAGAGAGUUGAAUGCCAGCGUCGUGUCUCAGCACGGAUCAAAUAGGAAGCAAAAAGCAUGGGGGACAGUUUGCAGAGUCAAUGGAAAAACUGAAGCAUUUUAUUGCUGGAUGAAAGUCAUACAUAAGAAAAUCAUCAAAACCAUUGUAUUGUCAGCACUGCUUCUGGGGGCGCUGUUUCAUUUCUGGAACCCGUGGGCCAGUUUAAGAGUUGACAUACGACCAAGAGGAGGGGGUCCGAUACAAGAACUCCUUUUUGGAAAAACUGCAAACCUCAUCAGGCUUUAUCCUGAUGUUCCCUCCCACGUUAAAGAAGUUGUGGCACACCAUUUGGCUCAAAACACAUGUGUGUGCAAAGCAGAUGAGAAAACGUUUCACUUGCCUUUGUUAAAUCAUUUCCUCCCGGGUGUUUGGGCCCAGAAUCUACAAAAGGCUUAUUUGGAAAACCACCCUGACCCUGAGAGUGUGAAGCGCCGUAGGGCUCAGGAGUACGAUAAGUUUAAGAUCAGGUCUUCAAGUCCUGCAGAUUUGCUGAUUGUGGCUGAGGCCAACAACCCCCUCCAGUAUCCUACACAAGGAGUGGAGGUUCAGCCCCUCAAAACCAUCAUCAUUCCUGGUUUGAGUCUCAAGCUGAAUAAAAGAUCUAACUAUUUGGUUAAUUUGACAGCACAGCUAGGGACUUUUGAUGUGGCUGCCACAGUGGAAGGAGUGUCCCUGAAGGGAGAAGGGGAGAAGCACAUUACACUUUCAGGCACCCACCUGUCUGCUCUGAACCGACAGCUACAGUUCGUUACCUAUACAAGCGUCGUGUUUCAUCCCAAAACGGCAGACUCAGUUCAGUUUGCAACUGAAGAUUAUCAGGCAUUCUUUACCAUCAAAAUUGGACAUAAGACCAUCCCAAAACUUUACAACUCUGGAUACAGUGGAGAGUACAACAUUACUGCUCUGGUUACCAUUGCCACCAAGACCUUUCUGCGCUAUGACAAACUCAAAGAUCUCAUCGACAGCAUUCGGCAGUAUUAUCCCACUGUCACCAUAGUGAUCGCAGAUGACAAUGAACACCCUCAGCCAGUUACUGGUCCUCACAUUGAACACUAUAUUAUGCCCUUUGGAAAGGGCUGGUUUGCAGGGAGAAAUCUGGCAGUGUCUCAAGUGACUACCAAGUAUGUGCUAUGGGUGGAUGAUGAUUUCAUCUUUACUGCCAACACUAAGUUGGAAAAGAUGGUUGACAUCCUGGAGAGGACCACUCUGGACCUGGUUGGCGGCGCCGUGAGGGAGGUAACUGGAUACUCUGCCACAUUCCGACACACCAUUUCAGUUGACGAAGGAGGACCUGAGGGUGACUGUUUGCACAUACGUCUUGGAUACCAUCAUGUCAUUGAGGGAUUUCCCAACUGUGUGGUCGCAGAUGCCGUCAUCAACUUCUUCAUGGGACGGACAGACAAAAUACUGCAGGUUGGCUUUGACCCCCGGCUGUCACGAAGAGGCCACUUAGAGUUUUUCAUUGAUGGACUGGGCCUCCUCCACAUUGGCUCGUGUAGUGAUGUCAUAAUAAACCACGCAUCUAAGAUUAUCCUUCCUUGGAAAAAAACUGACAAGCACAAAGCGUAUGAAAAAUUCCGAUACAGUGUCCAAAAUAAUAUUUCCAAUGAAAUCUUUUACUUUAAGUACAGAUUUCAGUGCUUGACCAGUCAGUGAAAGCAAGCCUCAAGAGUUCUUGAUUUUCUUUGUUUUUUUACAAAUCUUUGACAGACAAAAAUACAGUUUUUACCGUGUAAACACCAAGAGCUGCCCACUCUUUGCAUGUGUCUGUGGUUUUGGAACAGCACUGUGCAUUUAGUCAAAUAAAUCACUGAAACUUGAUUGCCAGAAGAAAACCUUGACAGGUUUUAAAGAAGGUUAUAUAAACCUAUUCUAGGUCCAUCAACUUUUCCAAAGUCCAUGUUGUAUGAAACCCUGAUAUAUAAAGUAAAAACAAAGGUGUAGUUAAACAAAAACACUUUUCAGUUGUUUUUUUUUUUACUUUAAUUAAAGUGAUUGUUUUUCUGGAAAAAGUAAAUAUCUUCAAGAAAAAAAAUCCUAUUUUAGAAGUCUACAUUCAGUCAGGCUGUCAUUGCAAAACUUCUCCACAAGAUGGAAACAUAACAAAGCAAAAGCACACAAUUUAAAAAGGCCUCAAAUCUAUUAGAAAAGGGGAACUUCCUGUUGUGAUUAAUUGUCCCUGAAUACAUAUGUUGUAGAAUACAUUAAAAAAUUAACCGUCGUUUUUGUACUAUUCUAUUGUAAUGUUGUUUUGUUAACCAUUGUUGCUGUAAAUGGAAUUUGCUAAUGAGUCCAUUUGUGCACCAAAAAGCUUUGCUUUUGUCUUAGGUGUAAGCACAUUAGGUAGGGAAGCCUAAUUUUUGUGUUUUGUUCAAACAAUAAUUGUAAUGAAACAUUUGCGGUUUAAUAAAAGUCUUUUACUUGCUGACCCUGA